AUGCAACCAAUCACUCUAUACUCCCACGAGAUCGGACCCAAUCCCUGGAAAGUGGCCAUUAUCCUCGAGGCCCUGGGACUCGAAUACAAGACCAUUUUUAUUAGCUUCGAUGAAGUCAAACUCCCCCCUUUCACCGAUGUGAACCCGAACGGCCGUCUCCCCGCCAUCAUCGACCCAAACAACAACAUCACGCUGUGGGAAUCCGGCGCCAUCGUCCAAUAUCUCAUCGACACCUACGAUGUCUCUCACAAACUGAGCUAUGAUACCUUCCCCGAGAAGUACUACACACAGCAAUGGUUACACUUCCAGAUGUCCGGCCAAGGGCCCUACUAUGGUCAGCUGUCCUGGUUCAAAAGACAGCCAACCCCCCAACCGGUUGCUACCGAGCGGUACGCCAAUGAAAUCAAACGCGUGUCUGGUGUUUUGGAGAAAGCUUUGGAAGGGCGGGACUGGCUGGUUGGGGACAAGUGCACCUAUGCCGACUUAUCUUUUGUGCCUUGGCAGGAUCUGGUUCGCAUGUUCUAUGCGGAAGAGGUCGGAGAUCUCGCGCGCGAGUUCCCCGGUGUUAAUGCUUGGAUGGGAAGAAUGAAGGAAAGACCGGAGGUGCAGAAGGUUUUGCACGAGAAGAGCGAGGCUAUGAAGAAGAUGGCGCAGAAAUAG
Molecule: messenger RNA, 660 nt
Organism: Penicillium salamii
Lineage: Eukaryota; Fungi; Ascomycota; Eurotiomycetes; Eurotiales; Aspergillaceae
Source: the annotation of a GenBank genome assembly